Messenger RNA from Fusarium keratoplasticum, 819 nucleotides. RefSeq lists its product as uncharacterized. Lineage: Eukaryota; Fungi; Ascomycota; Sordariomycetes; Hypocreales; Nectriaceae. The coding region runs from base 1 to 819 and encodes 272 amino acids. The transcript has a single exon. The record is from RefSeq and is a predicted model, not a curated record.
AUGGCCCCCCUGUACAAAAAGGCCCUUGUCCUGGGCGCAUCGUCGGGCAUUGGAGCCGCCCUCGCAGCAAAGCUCAUCGAGACCGGAACAAAGGUCAUUGUCGUCGGCCGCCGCAAAGACCGGCUCGAUGCCUUUGUGGAGGCGCACGGCUCGGAUAAUGCGAGCGCCGUGGCUUUCGACGUAACAAAUCUCGCUGGCGUCAGGGCCUUUGCUGACGAGGUCAUCCGCUCCAACCCCGACCUCGACUGUGUGGUUGUCAACUCUGGCAUUCAGCGGGGCUUCGACUUUUCGAAGCCCGAGACGGUGGAUCUGGAUGUACUUGGAGACGAGAUCACGACAAACUACACUUCUGCUGUUUACUUGACGACCGCAUUUCUUCCUCACCUCAAGAAGCAGACGCAGGGACACCUCGUAUAUGUCAGCGCCACCCUCGGGUUGAUCCCAUCCAUGAUCCGGACCCCGAACUACAAUGCCUCUAAGUCUGCACUUCACACAUUUAUCCUCAAUGUGCGGCAGCAGCUCCGCGAGGGAGGGUGCUCCAACGUGCGCAUGGUAGAGGUUUUCCCGCCUGCUGUGCAGACCGAGUUGCAUGAUGAGCACCACCAGCCGGAUCUCGUCAAUGGCGGGGAGAUCGGCAUGCCGCUGGCAGAGUAUACUGACAAGAUGUACGACGGUUUGGUCAAGGGCGAUGAUCAGUUUGCCAUUGGACCGGGUGAGAAUCUUCUCAAGGAGGGCGGAUGGGAGCAUCAGCGAACGCAGCUGUAUGAGGCUGGCCAGCAGGUUCUGAAGGGUUCGCUGGCCAAGUAUCUGAAAAAGUAA